Molecule: messenger RNA, 1734 nt
Organism: Diaporthe citri
Lineage: Eukaryota; Fungi; Ascomycota; Sordariomycetes; Diaporthales; Diaporthaceae
Exons: 4
Coding region: 1-1734 (577 amino acids)
Biological process (GO): transmembrane transport
Molecular function (GO): transmembrane transporter activity
Source: RefSeq, a predicted model, not a curated record
AUGUCCCCCAUCAGCAGAUUACACGAGCAAGUGAACGUCUUUCUCCUUAUCAUCAGAGAAAAAGAUCUACCAUUUAGACCUUUUCCUGCAUCCUCGGCCCAGCAAGCCCACAAUGCCAACAAGAACACCCCGGCUGUCACAACGGCCUCACAGGAACAGGAGAAGGGUUUCGAAGAGAUUGAACUGGGACCCAUCCAGCCAGUCGUCGUCGUUCAGCCGCUACCCGAUCAGUUCUCACAAUAUGGCGAUCAAAACGGAACAGGACGUCGCAUCGUCACCGAAGAGGAGGCGAAAGAGCACACGGCGUAUGCGUACAAAACAAGUUUGAAAUGGAGUAUUCUCACUGCUCUCUGGAUGGUCCAAAUCGCAAUGAAUAUGAACGGGUCGCUAUAUGCCAACUCACAAGUCAGCAUGGCCGAUUUCUUCGGCGUGUCCGUGCAGAAGACGACGUACGGCAACAUGGCUUUCUUGAUAUCCUACGCGUUCGGCUGCGAGCUCUGGGCGCCCUGGUCAGAGGAGCUGGGCCGCAAGUGGUUGAUGCAGGCUUCCAUGGCUCUUGUCAUCCUAUUAACGGCUGCGGUCCCAUUCUCACCGAAUUUCACUAUCGUCCUAGUCUUGCGCAUCCUCACAGGCCUGGCGACCGCCGGCGGCUCGUUGACGCUCGGAGUCGCUGCAGACAUGUAUAAGCCGCAUCAGCAGCAGCACGCCGUGGCCUUUAUCGCUUGGGGAAGCAUGCUGGGGUCCGCACUACCUCCCAUCGCUGGUGGCUUCAUGGAACUUCACCUCGGCGCGGUAGGCUGGAAGUGGUGCUUUUGGCUGAUUGCUUUAUUCGGCACUUUUGUCCUGCUCUUGCACCUUGUGAUUGUACCCGAGACAUCAUACAAGACAGCCCUCGACAGAUAUGCUAAGAAGCGUCGUGAAAAUGCUCGACAGGAAGGUAAUGAGUCUUCAGACCUGAACUUAUACGGACCCACCGAGGGGGUUUCCAUCCGCGACCGCUUUGAGCUCAAGGAGUCUGGCCAAACGGUGUUCCGACCCUUCAAGUUCCUCUUCACUGAGCCGAUUGUCUACUUCCUCUCUGCGCUCUCAGCUUGUGGCGAUGCAAUCGUUUUCCUGUUUAUGGAAGUCUUCGGGCACAUUUACGGCGAGCAAUUCGGUUUGAACAAGGGGACUACAGGCCUCAUGUUCAUUCCUCUCGCUCUGGGCUAUACGGUCGGCUAUUUGUUUCAGCUCUAUUUCAACCGGCGUAGUAAAAAGUCUCGCGCCGCGAACCCUAGCAGCCAAGAUGCGCAGUAUGAGGGCCGCAUGGACGUCCUCGUUUACACAGCGCCGUGCCUUUCGAUUGGACUGGCCAUCUUUGCAGCAACAGCCAACCCGUCGUAUGGGCAUCUCGCGUGGAUCGGAACCACGGUCGGCGUCUUCUUUAUCGGCAUCGCCAAUUAUACCAUUUACGCCUCCACCAUCGACUACAUGGUCGCAGCAUACGGCUUUUACGCUGCAUCUGCGACAGGCGGGAACGGAUUCGCCAGGGACUUCUUGGCCGGCGCCCUUACCCCGGCGGGCGGGCCCUGGGUGAAGGCAAUGGGGCCGCAGAAGAUGUGCGGCAUGCUUGCCGCCAUCUCCGCCGUUUUUUGCGCUGUCUGCAUCGGUGUGCGGGUACAUGGUGCCUGGCUGCGUCGCCGCUCCAAGUACACCGUGCAGGAGGUCGGUGCGACCGAGGAGGAGGCAGACUAG